Molecule: messenger RNA, 1517 nt
Organism: Varroa destructor (honeybee mite)
Lineage: Eukaryota; Metazoa; Arthropoda; Arachnida; Mesostigmata; Varroidae
Biological process (GO): transcription by RNA polymerase II; transcription initiation at RNA polymerase II promoter
Cellular component (GO): transcription factor TFIIA complex
Source: RefSeq, a predicted model, not a curated record
UGUUAACUUGUAUCAUCUACCUUGUUAUAAAACAAAUCCUACGCAAAGUGAAAUUAAGGACCAUAAAACAUUUUACCUGCUGUUAAGAAAACUGUUUUUCAGUAUAUUUUAGAAGAAUUCAAAUGUGUUCCAAAGCAGUGACUAAUAUGCGCGGUCCUUUACGGUAGAUUAUUUUGGUUUGAUUGGAAGUAUAGAGCGAAAGUCAGCUACAAAAACAUUAAGGCGUCUGUAAACAUUGGAGAGAGCUAACAAAGUUUUACCUUUAUUCUAAAUCCAGCUGCAAUCUGUAGAGGUGGAAUACUGGCUAAUGCUGUAAAGCCGGGGUAGAACAGUUUUCGAAAACCGCGCCACUAAAAACUAUUCGAGGUGUCAAUUCAGAUCAUCUAAGGAAAUCUAAUGACGAAGUGUUCGAAGUGUGUGGGUUCUUGGGGUAACCAAAUAGUUUUCGUGCUGUGUUCUAUGCUUUGCGGUAAAAAGGUAAAUGUUAAGUGGUCAUUGAUGGACAGGAAAAUGUUCCAGAGCAAAACCAAUGUUACUCGUCUAUACCGUGGAGUAAUGGACGAUGUUAUAGAUGCCAUUGCCAAGGAAGGUCUUGAUGCGGGAGCAGAUGACCAGGCUUUGGCUGAGCUACGCCGUCUUUGGCUCGCGAAGCUGUCGCAAUCUGGAGCCCUUGAAGCAGAGCAGCCAUAUUGCUUUCGAGUUCAUCCAACAAGUGUACAAGUAUCUCAAUUCGGCAUGGAUUCUUCAAACGAAAGCUUUUCUGUCGGUGCCGGAGGUAUUGAAAUUGGAAGCGAAAUGGUUACAGUUAAACAUGAUAUCCCUCGCAUCAUUAUGCACACAAGCAGUGAGGGUGCACUAGUAACUGGCAGUGAUAUCGUGCCGUGCAAUGUCGCCGCCCAACUAUUACGUUCCGGUGAGGGACCCCUAAAUCUCGAAGAAUUCAGCCAUUGCGCCGGGAGGUUAGCGAGGUUUACUAGGAAGACACAGUACAAAACAACCGUUAAGCGAGCAGCACCAGAUCGCGAAGACGAAAGUCAAUUAACACUCGCAAAUGAGGUCGGGUGUUCUGGAACCAAUCGAAUUCUUCCAGGUCAGUUGGAUGGCACUUUGAUGAAUCCUGGUUCGGAUCUUGACUCCUCGGAAGAUGAACGUGAUAGUUUCGUCGCGGACGGAGGCAGCGACGCGCAAGAUGGCAGUCCCAGCAGUGAAGGGAGUCGAGAACCUCAAGAUCCAGACGAAGUGCUCAAUUCGGGCGAUGAUGAAGAAGAUGCGAUUGGCGAAAAUGAACCACUUGAUGACAUCGAGAAUAUCGUCGUGUGCCAGUAUGCAAAGGUGCACCGCAAGGGCGCGCAUUGGAAAGUACGGCUCACACAAGGAAUCAUGAAUAUUGAUGGAAAGGAUUAUGUGUUUAGCCGCAUGGACGGAGAGGCUGAUUGGUGAUGAAUUCAGCUUUAUGAGAAAUUAAAGUUCAAAUAAUGUAUUUCAUGUAUUGUAAGGAAUAAAUAUUUAUUUUUUGU